This is a messenger RNA of Caenorhabditis angaria, 384 nucleotides long. The record is from the annotation of a GenBank genome assembly. NCBI's taxonomy places the organism in Eukaryota, Metazoa, Nematoda, Chromadorea, Rhabditida, Rhabditidae.
AUGGCUUCGAAUCAAGAACUGGCUUGCGUCUACGCUGCUUUGAUCCUCCAAGACGAUGAAGUCGCCAUCACUGGUGACAAGAUCGCCGCCCUUUUGAAGGCCGCCAACGUCGAAGUCGAGCCAUACUGGCCAGGACUCUUCGCCAAGGCAUUGGAAGGAGUUGAUGUCAAGGUAAUUUUUAAUAAUGUAUUUGAAAGUCCUUACCAAUUUAUUUUUCAGAACCUCAUCACCUCCGUCUCAUCCGGAGCUGGAUCAGGACCAGCCCCAGCUGCCGCUGCUGCUGCCCCAGCCGCCGGAGCCGCCGCUCCAGCUGCUGAAUCCAAGAAGAAGGAGGAACCAAAGGAAGAAUCCGACGACGACAUGGGAUUCGGUCUCUUCGACUAA